AUGACAGUUUCCUACACUCUGGAGGUGGCCAACGUGAGGUUUGGCGGCUUCACCAAGCUCCUGUUUAGGUGGAAGGGCAGCAUCUACAAGCUGCUCUACAAGGAGUUGCUACUCUUCUGUGGCGUCUAUGUCUUUUUCAGCGUGCUUUACAGGUUGAUGCUCACGCCCAGGCAGCAGGAACUGUUUGAGCGCAUCGCCCUUUACUGCGACCAAUUUACCAACACCAGCUUCAUCCCUGUUCUCUUUGUGCUCGGCUUUUACGUGACGUUGGCCUUCAACCGUUGGUGGGGUCAAUACACCAGCUUCCCGCUGCCCGACAACCUGAUGAUGGUGGUUUCCGGCAACGUCCACGGCACCGACGAAAGGGGCCGCCUGCUUCGCCGCACACUGAUGAGAUACGCCAACCUGUCGUCGGUUCUCAUCCUGCGCUCCAUCAGCACCAGGGUUCACAAGCGCUUCCCUACGCUGGAGCACGUGGUGGAGGCCGGCUUCAUGACUUCGCACGAGCUAAAAAAGUUGCAGUCGCUGCACUCAGACUUCAACAAGUACUGGAUGCCUUUGACCUGGUUUGCUAACCUGGCCUCCAGAGCGAGGGAAGAGGGUCGCGUGAGGGACGACAUCGCUUUGAGACUCCUCACCGACGAGCUUAACAACUACAGGGCCAAAUGCAGCCUCCUGUUCCACUACGACUGGAUCAGCAUCCCUCUGGUCUACACCCAGGUGGUUACUUUGGCCGUCUACUCCUUCUUCGCCUUCUCUGUCAUCGGCCGCCAGUUCCUUAACCCGGAUAAAGGUUACAAGGACCACAAAAUAGAUCUGUACGUACCUGUCUUCACGCUGCUGCAGUUCUUCUUCUAUGCCGGAUGGCUCAAGGUGGGAGAGCUGAUCAUCAACCCAUUUGGAGAGGAUGAUGACGACUUUGAAACCAACCAGCUGAUUGACAGGAACAUCCAGGUGUCCAUGCUGGCGGUGGACGACAUGUACCAGAACCUGGCUCCCCCGGAGAAGGACAAGCACUGGGCCCAGAGACAUUUCUCUGUCCCUUACACAUUGUCCACUGCAGCAGAUAGUCAGACACCAGCAUUUAAAGGCUCCACCUUCGACAUGAGGAUGAGCUUGGAGGACCUAGAGCUCCACAAGCAGAAAGACAGUGUGGGUCUGCUGCAGGGUUGCAGCCUCCCAUCACUAAUUGACUCAUCGUUACACCACUUUACAGAGAACAUGGAUGAUGAGCACCACCACAAACAAGUGAAGAUAAGGAUCAAAGUGGAUGCAAACGAGGAAUAAAUAUUGCUUGUGGUAA
Entelurus aequoreus (snake pipefish) is the source of this 1303-nucleotide messenger RNA. RefSeq names its product bestrophin 4 (gene best4). Lineage: Eukaryota; Metazoa; Chordata; Actinopteri; Syngnathiformes; Syngnathidae. Gene Ontology annotation, molecular function: chloride channel activity. The transcript is spliced from 9 exons. Bases 1 to 1287 code for a protein of 428 amino acids. The record is from RefSeq and is a predicted model, not a curated record.